UGAAAGCUUGCUCCGGAGGAAAGAAGCAAAUCUGAAAAACAGCCAACAAAAAGGAGAAAAAGAAAGGAAAAGAAAAGAAGAAAGCCGAAGUUAGUUAUUUUACUCUCUUCGAAAUUCCAGUUUCUCUCAUUUUUCGGAGGAGAGAAAAAUGCGAGAAAAUUCGAGGUGUCUCGGUUCGAAACCGAUCGGUCUCUGCUUUAUGUCACCGAUCUGAGUCUUGUAACUCUCAUUUUUCUCAAAGAAGAAUAAGGCAUUAAAUGCUAUUAGAUCCUGGUGUCUCAUGCAACACUCGUCGCAUUGUAAUUGGCAUUUAAGCUCAGUAUUUUUUUCUCUUCCAAUUUGAGAUCUCAAUCGCAAUCAAAACGAGCUUCGUUUUUUCCUCUGGAGGAUAUUUUUUGACUUAGGAUUCCUUGGUAAGUCAAAGGAACUUCACGUGCACUUUUUAAAAGUGGUUAAUUAAUUUCCGCACUCUAAUUUUGAGCAACGGUGGAGAGGCUUAGCUUAGCGGUUACUGGUGGUUGAAAAUUUUGAGCUUUGAUUUAGGGUUUUGUUCAUUGAAGGUAUUUCCACUGUUAAAUUGAUGGAAAUCUAGGUUUCGGAAGUUGUGUUCGUUAUGAGCAUCUCAAUUUGGUGGUUGUUGUUCAGUUAUUGGUAGCUCUUCUUUUGGAAUGUACGGCCAUUUCAGUUAUUCUCAAAAUUUUGACUAUUUAUAAAGAUUUUCUAUCAAUUAUUUUAUUUUAGAAAGAGGCUUUGUGCCUUUGUUUAAUGUUAUUUGGAAGUUGACUGCAUUAGUUCGUUGGAAACACGAAAAGGCAACAAAUUUGGAGUAAGUUAUGGGUCAGGAUGGCUGCUUAAUUUCUAGAUAAGUUGGGGGAUUGAGGUGAUUGUUGCUGGAAGAGUAGAUUAGGGCAGCAGAGAUGCCUCCUUCUCCAGCGUUGAGAUACUCUCCAGGAAGGGAGAUGAGAGGGGAAAACCACAAACGGGGGCGUAGUCUCGAGAGCGGUUUGAUUGUAAGAGAAAAGGAUGAUGACCUCGCUUUGUUCAAUGAAAUGCAGUCCAAAGAAAGGAAGAAUUUCCUGCUUCAGUCUUCGGAUGACUUUGAAGACUCAUUUUCGGCAAAACUGAAGCAUUUUUCAGAUUUCAAGCUUGGAAUCUCCAUUCCUGUUCGAGGAGAGACUAAUGAACUCCUUAAUGCAGAUGGGGAGAAAAAUGACUAUGAAUGGCUAUUAACUCCACCUGACACCCCUCUUUUUCCUUCAUUGGACGAUGAGCCACCACCAGUUAAUGUUGCUCGCAGGGGUAGACCUCAAAGUCAACCCAUUUCCAUAUCAAGAUCAUCCCCAAUGGACAACAGUCACAGAAGCAGUAGGGUCAGUGCAAGUCCAAAUCGUUUAAGCCCGUCACCUCGGUCUGGGAAUAGCACAUUCCAUUCUAGGGGAAGGUCAUUUUCAGCACCUCAGCACAGUCCAAUACGGCCAGCUACUCCAACUCAGAGACCAUCUCCUCCCCCCAGUAAAAGUUCCACACCUGCUCGAAGGUCUUCUACACCUACUCCUCGAAGGACAAGUGCAGGCUCCAGUGGGACUGUGGCCAUGUCAGCGGUAAGGGGAACUUCUCCUAUAAGGACAAGUAGGGGAAACUCUGCAUCACCAAAAAUAAAGGCAUGGCAGUCAAAUAUCGCGGGUUUCUCCUUAGAGGCACCCCCUAAUCUUCGUACUUCUCUGGCUGAUCGACCAGCAUUGUAUGUAAGGGGUUCCUCACCUGCAUCUAGAAUUGGCAGGGACUCAAGAUUUGGCAGGCAAUCAAUGUCCCCGACUGCCUCUAGAAGUGCCAGUUUAUCACACAGUCAUGGUAGAGACCAAUUUAGUUCAUACAGUAAAGGCUCUGUAGCAUCAUCUCAUGAUGAUGACAUAGACUCCUUACAAUCUAUUCCUCUUGGUGGAUCAAGCCAUUCAGUCUCAAGGAGGCUUGGUCCAUUUCCAAAUAACAAGGCUCGGACCUUUAACAAGAAAUCAGCUAGAAUGUUCUCACCAAGUUCUGCUCCUAAACAAUCCUUUGACUCUCCUCGUCGUCAAAUGGAUCAUCGGAAGAGUCCUCCAAAUAUGUUCAGACCUCUAUUAUCUAGUGUUCCAAGUACCACUUUCUAUGCUAGGAAGGGAAGUUCUGCAUAUUGUUCUUUGAUGUCAAGGAACUCAUCUGUUACCACCAGCAGUAAUGCAAGUUCUGAUCAAGGUACAAGUGCUGUGCUUGAUACUGAAGGGAGUGACCACCAACAUGAUGAUAUGGCAAGUGAAUCCAGAAAGGUACCUUGUGCCAAUGUUCAAAAAGAAGUUUUUGCCUUUGAUAAAAUGGAUGUAUUAAACCAGGAUGCUAGCUCUGAAAGACGUGAUGGCUUGCUUAAUAUUCUUGUUGAAGAUGCUGAUAGAGACUCUGCAAUUCAAUGUGACCCUCACCACUCUGAGGAGUUAAGUUACCAUGGUCUUGAAGUGGAAAUGAGUUCAACUUCUGAUGCUCUAUGUGACAGGGGUGAUCUUUCAGAAGUUGAUAGUUUUGAAAAUACAAAAGUUUGUUCUAAAUGUGGUUGCAGGUUUCGUGUUAUUGAGCAGGUUGAAGAAGAAAUCAGUCUUUGCACAGAUUGCAGUAGGCAACAUGAUAUUCUUGCUGGUGAUAUUUCUGAUCUGACAAUGGUAACUGCAGAGAACUCCCCAGGGUUGUGCAUGCAAAUUUCUGAAGGUAAACCAUUUCAUGAAUUGGAAACCUUGGUUCCUCCAUCUGAUUCAUUGUUGCAAGUUUCUGAUGCAGUUGAACCACGCAUUUCCUGGCAUGAAGAAAAUAUUAAGCAAAGUGAAAAUUUCUCUCCAGAAAAUUCUCUGGGAAGCUCUCUGGCAGAGGGAGGUGAGCAGAAGCUCGGUUACCAGCAAGAGAUGGACCAACCAACCAUUUGUUAUUCCCUACCUGAUAGGGACACUGGAGCUCAGCAGUUGCAGUACUCUGAUGAACUUUCUGGCUUGAAGGUGUUCUCUGAAGUUGCGGGCAUUUCAGUGCUGUUGAAGAAGUCAAGCAGCAGCAAGGGUCCUUUUGUUCUAGGUAGGACCUUUGCUACCAUACCUUAUGAAGAUCUGUCUUAUGCAAGAGUUAGUUCUAACAGUUUCAGAAGUUCUGUUGGACAUGGCAGUAUCUCUGCAUCAUCCUCUGUUGAUUUUAGCUCAUCUAGACAGACAGAUACACGUGUGCAACGGCAGUUAAGUGGUAAAAAAUAUGAGUUGGAGAAUUACAGAUAUGACAUGAAUGUGAAGGCUCAAAGCUUUGCUUUGUCAUUGUCUCGAAGUUCAAGCAAUAAUUACCAAGCUUUAAGUCUUGCAACAAGCACAAAUGAAGAAAAUUUUGAGGGUUCUGUUGGCAGUCUGAAAUUUGAUGAAGAAGAGGAAAUAGCUGUAGUUUCUCAAGCCAAAGUGGUAGCUUCAGAAAAUUCAGCGGAUUCAUCAUUCACUGAUGCUGCCAUUUCCAAAAAAGAUGGUAUUGCGUGGAAUGAAAUCAGUGGAACAAUUGAUACUUCAACAUCAGAACUGUUAGAGGACAAUUCAGCAGCAACAUUUCCUUCCUCUGAAGACUGUGUGGCAUAUAAAAAUGGAGAUGACUUACCAGGUAAUGCCAGGAUUGUCUCUGUUGUUGAAUCAUUAGCUAUCACUCUAGAUCCUUCUCUUGAAGAACAUAGAAUGCUGAGUGCUAGUCCUGAUGAAGUAGAUGCUGCUAAGGCUGCUGGCCACAUCUCUUUGGCUGCAAUCUCAGAAAUAGAAAUUGAGAAUUCCUGUCAGAGCUCAUGUGGUUCAAAUCUUGAUGGCUUGUCUCCAAACUCUGAGAGAAACAAGAAGGGAUCCAUGGACGUGUCAGUUGCCAUUCCUUCAGAUGUGGAUACUACAGGUUCUGGUCAGGAGCAUUACGCAUCAGAUCAUGCAGAUGGCAUUUCAGAGGAGUCAACUGUCUUGGUAGAAUGUCGUGGAGGAAGUAAGGCUAGAAGCCUGACACUUGAAGAAGCGACCGAGACAAUACUUUUCUGCAGUUCCAUUGUCCAUGAUCUUUCGUACCAGGCUGCAACCAUAGCCAUUGAAAAGGAAACUUCAGUGCCAUUGGAAGGUUCCAGGCCAACAGUGACGAUCUUGGGGAAAUCCACUUCUGACAGGAAGGACCUACGGGGGAGGACUAUUGGUAGACGGACUUCAAAAUCUCAUAAAGUCAGGCAGAGGCGGGUAGAAACCGAUGUAAAAUCUCCAUCUACCAAGACUGAAAAUGAUGAGAAUGCCGAUGAAUCUUCAAUUCGCAAUGUUGGUCUUCCUAAUAAGAUGGACAGUAUGAAGCCACCGAAGCUAGAAUCCAAGUGCAACUGCUCAAUAAUGUGAGAUUAAGUCUUUCAUUCAGACCGAACACGCAGUACUCCACCAGCUGGUUUGUAUUUGAAUAGUUUUGUGUUUGAAAGGCUGUUUGAAUUUGUUGGCAAUUGGUUUUCUUUGGUUGGAAAAUUGAUUGUAAGAAGCACCACCUGAUGUUGGUGACAUAAUUGUAAAGUUGUUUAUUAUUUUUUCUUCUAGGUUGAUAUUAGUGAAAGGCAGUGGGGGGUGGGGGAGGGGGGGAUCGUGUUUUUGCUCCAUCGCCAAGUUCUUGUUUGUUAUUCCUGUUUGUAUCGGGUCCUACCUUGGGGAAUUAAGACCCUCUCCCUCAUUCAUAUUCAUUAUUAUGAUUAUUGAAAAUAUAGCUCGAUCUGGAUGGCUUUUCCUCCCGGCCAACGGGCUUCUAUGCUUUGUAGGCUCCAAAUAUUUUAGGGUUUAAUUUAGUAUUUUUGGAAAAUAUCUUCUGUAUUUAAAACCUAUU
Messenger RNA from Durio zibethinus, 4866 nucleotides. RefSeq lists its product as uncharacterized. NCBI's taxonomy places the organism in Eukaryota, Viridiplantae, Streptophyta, Magnoliopsida, Malvales, Malvaceae. Gene Ontology annotation, cellular component: cortical microtubule. The record is from RefSeq and is a predicted model, not a curated record. Gene Ontology annotation, biological process: cortical microtubule organization.